Dioscorea cayenensis subsp. rotundata (Guinea yam) is the source of this 3988-nucleotide messenger RNA. Its product is annotated as pentatricopeptide repeat-containing protein At5g57250, mitochondrial. The transcript has 5 exons. The record is from RefSeq and is a predicted model, not a curated record. Lineage: Eukaryota; Viridiplantae; Streptophyta; Magnoliopsida; Dioscoreales; Dioscoreaceae. The coding region runs from base 32 to 3100 and encodes 1022 amino acids. Gene Ontology annotation, molecular function: protein binding.
AAAAAUCACAGUCCUCCUCUUCACGACUGCGAUGAUCUUGAAACCCUCAUCGCCAUCGUCUCUUCUCAAGCUCGGCCUCGCCCCAACCCUCGAAUCCCUAAAUUUCCUCCUCUUCUCCAUCGCCCAAUCCAACAAGCUCGCCCUCAUCCCCUCACUUGUAUCUCAAUUCACCUCCAUCUCCUCCACAAUCCCUCGGAGCUCUCUCCGAUGCUUGAUUUUCACCCUCAGUGCUCGUGGCGAGCCGGAGAGAGCUGUUCAAGUUCUGGAGACGAUGAAAUAUGCGAAUGCUGGACUUCAGGUUGAUGAUUUUGUUGCUAGCUCGAUUGUCUCUGGGUUUACGAAGAUCGGGAAACCGGAGUUAGGGUUAGGGUUUUAUGAGAAGGUGGAAGAGAGGGAGGGGUUUCGGUCGGGUUUGGUGACUCUUACUGCUGUGGUGGAUGCUCUUUGUAUCAUUGGUAGGGUUGGUGAAGCUUGUGAAUUGGUGCGGGAGAUGGAAAAGGGUGGUUUGGUCUUGGAUGAGGUUCUGUAUAGCUGUUGGAUAUCUGGAUUGCUUAGGAAUGGGGAUUUGAUGGAGGGGCUGAGGAAGCAUUGUUUGAUGGUGGAGAAUGGGAUAAUGCCGGAUGUGAUUAGCUAUAGUGUUGUCAUUGAUGGGCUCUGCAAGGAAGGGAGUGUGGAGAAGGUGGUUGGAUUCUUGGAUGAGAUGAAAAGAAAGGGAAUUGAGCCUAAUUUGGUUACUUAUACAUCGAUAAUUCAGGGGUUCUGUGUGAGAGGCAGAGUAGAAGAGGCAUUCAGUGUAUUGAAGAAAGUAGAGGAAUCAGGUAUUGUUCUGCAUGAGUUUGUUUAUGCCAUUUUGAUUCAUGGUCUGUGUAAAGUCGGGGAUUUUGAUAGAGUUUUUGGUGUGCUUGAGGAAAUGGAGGAGAAAAGGAUUGUUGCUGGGGAUGUGACAUACAAUACUGUGAUUAAUGGUUUGUGUAAAGCAGGGAGGAUGACUAAGGCUGAUGAAAUGUCAAAGAGCUUUAGUGGUAAUAAUUUCACAUACAGCACAUUGUUGCAUGGGUACAUGAAGGAUAUGGAUGUGGCAGGAGUAAUGGAGACAAGGAGGAGGUUGGAGGAAGCUGGUAUCUGUUUUGAUGUUGUUACAUGUAAUGUGCUUAUCAAGGCUUUGUUCAUGGUGCGCAUGGUUGAAGAUACCGUGAAGCUGUUCAAUGAAAUGCCACAAAUGGGUCUGGCUGCAAAUUGUGUUACUUAUUGUACAAUGGUUGAUGGUUGUUGUAAAUCAGGUAAGAUUGAUGAGGCGCUGCAGAUAUUUGAUCAGUAUAGGCAAAAAUCAGUAGCCAGAAAUGCUGCUUGUCAUAACUGUCUCAUUAGAGGACUAUGUAAUGAACAAUUGGUCGAAAUUGCUGUUGAAGUGUUUGAGGACCUUAUUGAGAAAAAUCUAGUUCUUGAUACUUCUAUUUGCAGGACAUUGACCAGAGCCCAGUUUGUAGAUGGCGGUGAAGAGAAGGUCAUAAAGUUUAUUCAAAAGAUGCAAAAAUUAGACCCUAAAUUACUCUCAUUCCUAUCGAACGAUGCUGUUGCUUUCUUAUGCAGAAACAAUUGUUUCGAAGGGGCACUAGAAAUCUAUUUUCUGAUGAGAGGAAGCGGCAUUGUGAUUACAAGCAAGUCAUAUUAUCUACUUCUUAAAAAACUUGUUCAAGGGCAAAUGAAACAUGUCAGUCAGAUGAUCAUGAAUGACUUUGUUAAAGCAUGUGGCAUGUUUGAGUCUAGGGUGAUUAACAUACUGUUAUUUUACCUAUGCAAAAGGAAUGUUGAUGUGGCCAUUCAAUUUCUGGGUAUUAUGGGGAAGCAAAGCGUGUCUGUCAGGGUUUUGACUGCUAUUGUUUGUGCACUAAAGAAUGAAAACAGAGCUAAUGAUGCUUAUGAGGUUCUCAUGGCAGCUGAAAAAAAUGGUUUAUCUUUAGAUGUAGUUGUUUAUUCAUCAGUUGUGGAUCGUCUUUGCAAGGAAGGUCAUCUUGGCACUGCAUUAGAUCUCUGUGAAAGUAUGAAAAUGAAGGGAAUGUCUCCCAACAUUGUUAUAUAUAACUCAGUGAUCAAUGUUUUAUGUCGCCAAGGAUCUCUUGUUGUGGCUUUUAGGUUAUUCGAUUCUUUGGAGCACAAUAAUGUGUAUCCUACUGCUGUCACCUAUGCAAUUCUUAUUAGUGCGUUAGCUAGGGAAGGAUUCAUGCGAGAUGCAAAAGAUUUGUUUGGAAAGAUGGUUGGUAAGGGCAUAACCCCAAACACACGCAUAUAUAAUAUAUUGAUUAAUGGAUAUUGCAACUUUGGCUUAAUAGAAGAGGCACAGAAACUUAUAAUGGAUAUGGAUGACAAUUGCUUACAGCUAGAUGCUUUUACAGUUAGUGCAGUGAUCAGUGGCUUUUGUCUGGAAGGUGACAUACAGGGCGCAUUAGAUUUAUUCACUCUCCAAAAAAGAAGAGAGAAAUUUCCAGAUUUUCUUGGCUUCAUGAAUUUAAUAAAAGGUCUCUUUUAUAACGGUAGAGUGGAGGAAGCAAGGAGCAUUUUGAGAGAUAUGCUGCAGUGUGCAGAAGUCGUCAAUCUGAUAAAUCAUGCUGGGGAUGAGCUGAACAUUGAUGAGUCAUUAGUUAGUCUUCUUGGUCUUGCAUGUGAUCAGGGAAGAAUCAAAGAAGUCAUUGAUGUCCUUAAUGAAGUGAGAUUGACCGCUUUUCCUACGUGGAGGUCUGAAAGUGACUAUAGAAUCAAACACAUGAAGAGGUUGCAGGAUGGAGGGGAUUUUACUACUGAUGUUAAAAUGACAGGGUCUGGAGAAGGAGACAUUCCCCUUAUGGAGGCAGAAGUUCCUAGACACCUGUAUAACAUUUCAAAAUCAAAAAAUAUUACUGCAGACAUGGUUGAUAUGAGCAACAAAUUCUGCAAGUUGGGUGAAGAAAAUGGCAGGAACAAUGAUCAUGAUCAUCUGAUUGGAAAAUCUCUGUCACAUGAUUUCGACUCAUACUAUUGCAUCAUAGCCUCACUUUGUUCUAAAGGCGAGCUGCAAAAAGCUAAUAGUGUUGUGAGAGCAAUGCUUCUUUCAGAAAAUUGCUAGCUGUUUAACUCCAUUUGAAUUUGUUGCAAGGAUAGCACUUGGUCUACUAUAUGCUGCAGUUUCCAACCAGCCUGAGCUUCACAUGCUUUGGAUCAUCUGUGCGCAAGUUGUUCUGACUGCUGAAAUUUUAACAGAGUGCUUUUCAACAGCAUCAAUUAUUUUGUGUUGUCACUUUUCGCCAUAGGCUUGUAGCAGCUUAUCUCAAGCCUUACUUAGCACGUGCUACUACUGAUGCUGGCCAUGGAUUUGGAAAGUGAGAACUUUGGUAGCUGCAGAAGUGGAAAUGAAUGGUUGGCAAAUCAGUGGAAAUUACUUGCAGUUAUUCAGAAGUCAAGAGUUCAUUCCUCUUAUCUAGGGGUGGCAACGAAGGUAAGAGUUCAUUCCUUUUAUCUAGGGGUGGUAACGGGGCGGGGCGGGGACGGGGAUUCCCCAUCCCUGUUUCCCCGACAGGGGAAUUUGCUUCCCCAUCCCCAUCCCCGCGGGGAUCCCCUCCCGAUGGAUAGAUGCAUUGCAGAAUGAUCUGGAGUUCAGAAGGUUUCAACUCCUAUUAUUCAGAUUCAGCAGAGAAUAUUUUAAUCUGUGGUUGAGAUAGAAAAUCGGAAUCGUACACAACCCCACCGCCAGGCUCCGGUCAGCAACAUGAGAAUUUCCAGUCUUCCGAAAGCGGGUCCUAACUAACUAUUUUGGUGUAUAAGCCCUCAUUAAUUGUUGUUUUGGCUAAUGAGGAUGUGAAAUAUUCAUGUCAAAUACCUGAUCAUUCUGUGUCUAAUUGACCAUUCAUCACCUAAUAAUGAGCAUUCUAAGGCUGCCUUGUGCCUGUAAACCAUGUAACAAAAGCCGCAUGUUUCCUCAUUUAUAAGAAAUAUUUGCCUUUGAAUUUUAUGAUAA